Mytilinidion resinicola is the source of this 1727-nucleotide messenger RNA. RefSeq lists its product as uncharacterized. The transcript has 3 exons. The record is from RefSeq and is a predicted model, not a curated record. Gene Ontology annotation, biological process: regulation of DNA-templated transcription. Bases 1 to 1701 code for a protein of 566 amino acids. NCBI's taxonomy places the organism in Eukaryota, Fungi, Ascomycota, Dothideomycetes, Mytilinidiales, Mytilinidiaceae. Gene Ontology annotation, molecular function: DNA-binding transcription factor activity, RNA polymerase II-specific; zinc ion binding.
AUGCACUCAAAACUCGCAUUAAUAGCCCAGUGCGAUGAACGUCGUCCUUCUUGUGGACAAUGUGCGAAAAAGAGCCGGCCUUGUAGUUAUGAAUACGGCAAAGUAGCGUUCUUCGUAGAUGAGAGUGAGCAGCAAGGUGGUUUAUGCCCCAAAAGGCCCGCUGGUAACUUUGAGACGCCGCCACAGGCUCUUGCAGAUACUGCCUGGGGUACGAAUGGAGCCAUUACUAAAUAUACGACACCAGAAGCCACCAUUAUCCUCAGUGUAAGAUCUUCCCGCGGGUCUAAAUCUGGAAAUGGCGUCUUCCAAACGCUCACUCCGAUCUGUGUUUCGAAAAAUGUUAAAUCCUCGACACCGUUCAACGGAGUUCCAAGAAUUCCGAGGAGCCCAAUAUGCUCAGAAACGAAACUUUGCGACCAGUUCCUUGCAGUCAUCGGUACUGAUCCCCCGAAUCAAAAUCCCUCAGAAAUCUGGGGAAGCUGGAUCCGUCUCAUCCCAUCACGGAUCGGCCAACAUCCAGCUCUAGACUAUGCAGCCGCUGCUUAUGCCGAAGGCAGUGUUGCAUACGUCAGCAAAGACCCGGCACAAGCUGCUGCGGCUCGAACAAGCUAUUCGAGGGCACUAAAGUGUCUCCAGUCGGCGGUAUUGGACAGGAGCUCCGAAUUUCUGACCGAGACAUUGAGUGCGAUAAAGCUUCUCUCGACGUUCGAGUUACUCAUGGGCAUGGCAUCCUUUGCCUGGGUAUCCCAUACUCAGGGGCUGGCAAAGUUGCUGGUUGCUCGUGGCCCAAGAUUAGCGGACGACGAAAUUGAGAGGUCUAUAUUCUACUCCAGCUACCCUCUUGAGAUUGCAGAAGCCAUCCUCAGCGACUCAGUCUCGGACUUCGAUAACGAGGACUGGCUUUUCUUUCCACCGCCGGAGACUAUAUCUGAGUAUCCAGCUUUCGACACGGCUUGCCAGGCAGUGAUGCAACAGUAUGUCCGAGUUCCGCGUCUGAUGAAACUCGUACGGACAUAUCUACAAGAUCCCAAUAACCUUAUUCUCAGAAAUGAGGCGGUAGACCUUGCGAGAAAGCUCUAUCUGAGCAACCUAGACUCACUAGUUUCGACCGCCUUGGUCGAUACUGCGGAUCUUGUGCCCACAAACUCCCCAGAUCUUCGAGAAUACUACCCAGACUCAUUCAAAUACCACUCGAUCAAGAUAUUAGACCUCCUCGUCCACUACUGGACGUGCCGGGUGUUCCUCCUCGGACUGAUACAGACCCUGUGCAGUACACAAUACUUCUCUUCGUCAUUUCCACUCGAAGAAAUCAUCGAAGAGGAUGAACGAGCCGCCGGAUACAUUUUAAUGUCUAGCGAGUUCGCCGCGAGCGUGAAGCCCAUGCCAACGGGUGCGGUCUUGAUGAUAAUGCCACUACAAAUUGCGUUUGGAACAUGGCACCGCAGCGAGCGGCGACAGGGCUUUUAUGGGGAACGCUGGAAUCGUGCUGUCUGUCUGAAGAAGUGGAGUCUAGAUAGUUCGAAUGAGUAUUUGAGUAUUUGGGGUGGCCGGGAACAGUCGACGGAUGAAUUGGAAGCAAAGACAAGGGCUUUUGAAGGGGCGCCGCUUGAGCCCUGGAUGCGUAGGAGAAAAUGGUCUGUUGAAGAGACUCGUCACAAGAGUCAACGCCUUAGAAAUGGAAUAGUAGAGCCAGAGCAGUAGAGUAUGUAUCGAGAUCGAAUGCGGUU